AUGCUGGCCAUUCCUAGGGGUCAAAGGAUUAGGAGGAGUAGCCAAUACACCCUGUCAUUCAUUGCCACUGUAACCAGGAUACACCCUGAAAUGACAAGUCACUCCAAUACUGUACAGACUUUGACUUUUGAUUUCUUAGAAUCCCCAAGAGCCAAUGGAUUGAUAUCAGAGCAAAUGCAAGCAUUUGAUGGAAUUAUCCUGGAUUUCAUGAAAGAACAAGAUAUUCCUGGGGCUAGUGUGGCGAUAAGUAGAGGUGAAGAACUGAUAUACUGUCAAGGUAAAUACAAACUGAAAAGAGAUAAUUGUUAACCUUUUCAAACAAUUUUUGUAUUCUACAAAUGGGAAUUAAAUCAAUAUACUUGUAGGAAAAGAAAGCUUUGAAAUUGAAAUCCAGCUUGCCCUUCAGAAUUGGAGUGGAAAUUGUUGCUUGUCUCUCAUCCGAGAUAAAAUGAAUAUUAAAGAUUCUUUGCAAAAUUUUACUUUUUUUCCACAUCCUGUGCCAACAAGGCCUAAGAUUAGAUUUACCAUUAGGUAGAAGGUUAAUACUGUAACCCCUAAGACUGGCCAGCAUCCAUUUUCUGCUAACAAUCUCAUCCCCUUAAGUCAAACAUCAGGGUCAUGAGAAUAGUGGAAAAAAUCACCACCUUAGGAAGCUCUUGAUUGUUAACCCCUGUAACUCUUAUAAUUAAGUGAACAAAUCCAAAUUUCUCAUUAGUAUGUCAAAUAGAAAAGUUAUGAGUAUAAGGAAAAGACCAAUUAGGAGAUUAUUAGUUGAUCCAAUACAAAAUUCUCAGAACUAAUGUCAUAGAAAUUGUAUGGUAGACAGUAAGGAGAAUUACUAAUGAGAUCUUGGGAGUGAAAGGAUCAAACAAUUCUCCUUUUCAUUACUUCAGAAAAUGUAUACAGAACAGUAUGGAGAAUAUACACACUAUAGUCAGGUUGUAAAGGAUUGAAGCUUGGUAUUGUAAUCAGGUUGGGCACCAAAGAAAGAGGUUUUAUUAAGGAGAGCAAAGGAUUUGAAGGGAUGCUCCACUGAAUUUUUUCUCAAAUGCAAACAACGAUGGGUAAAACUUAAUUCUCAGGGUAGACCAGAAAGAAAAAGAAUUGCAACAGUCUGUUGAAUGUGUACAGUCCUAUUCAGGCCCCUUUUGACUUUUUCAUUAUUAGGCUAUGGCUGUGCAGGUGCAGGAAGGAAAGUGCAACCAGAGUUAAUGUUCAGAAUUGCUAGUAUCAGCAAAACAAUUACUGCUGUUGGUGUUAUGAGACUUGUUGAAGAAGGGAAAUUGUCUCUGGAGGAUAAAGUGUUUGGUCCAAAGGGUAAUCUCCUUUUUGUUGGUUUGAGGAAAACUGUAAAUCAGUUAAAAGUAGAGUUUGAUCUCCAUUUACAUUCUGGAAUGUUAUCAGUAUUUUAAUUUGACGCUUUUUUGUUGAAUAAUUUCAAGUAUGCAGCAAACAAUCUUGAAUUCAGUAAUGAUUGUUUAAGACAUCAUGGCUUGUGCUAUCACUGUUUAAUCUAUAAAAUCUUAAAUCCAUCUUUAUUUUUCCUAAAUAAGCGAUACAUUCAUAUUUACAUAUUUUAUGAUUAUAUUUAUUUUCAAGGAAUUUUAAAGGAGUACAAUCCCACAGAAAUUGGUGAUAUUCGACUCUUAGACAUCACACUGAAACACUUGCUUCAUCAUUCCGCUGGGUGGGACAGAGACAGGGCUGGGGACCCUGUGUUCUGGAAAGUUGGAAAACAUAUGAAUGUUGCUGAACCUGUGGCACCUUGUGUACUAAUACAGUACAUGAUGGGAAGAAAACUUCAGUUUGCCCCAGGUGAGUACAAUCGCAAUGGAGUAGUAGAGGAAUUACCAUAAACACUGAUGUAUAAGCCACACUUUCAGAUAAGCCACACCCUGAGUUUCACAACUCAAACUUUGGACUAAAAGUUUUUGAAAAGAAAUCAAAAGGAGUAGAUGAAAAAAUACAUCAGGAGUCUUUAGAAAGUUGCCUUAAAUUCUUUAUCUCAUGAAAAUAAAGAUUUAUUACCAAGUAGUAUUUAGCUGCUUAAGGAAGGCCGAGAAGGUUUACUGCCACUCAGUAGCAAGAAAGAUGAGGUUAUGUAUAUCAACAAAAAUGUUUCUUUAAGGAGCCACUACACUUGGAAAAGCAAAGAUCAAUUUAUUUUCUUGUAUAUUUUAUAAAUAUUUAAUGGAUAGUGUCAAUUUAUGCAAAUUUGUGGCACAUUUUCUAGAUGCCAUACCCCUGAUUUGUUAUAUAAAUUUUUGGAAAAUUGGUGUGGUUUAAACACUGGUGUCAUGUUAUUGUAUAUUAUUUAAAACUCAGUCCAGUUUAAAUAGUUCACAUCUCAUAGUAUCUCUGCCAUCUGCAUGAGGGAGAAGAAGUAGUGUAGAACUUUAUUCUCUCUUCCAUCUCAACACUUUCCCACCUUACUCAUCUGUAUUAUUUGGGAGUUAUUAAUACUGAAUUGAAUGGAUAUGGGGUUAUUUUGUGCUUAAUAGCAAUAUCUAAUAACACCCCUGAUAACACACAUCACAAUAAUUUUAUUCCCCUUUUCUUCAACAAGAGAGGGAUUCUUCUUCUUACACAGUCAAGUGAAAAGUCACUGAACUGGAUCUUUUCAUGAGGUGAUUGGACAUUACAAAGUAUAUGCCUAAUUAAUUUAAAAUGCUAUAGAUGCUGAAAUAUCAAUGGUAUGAAUAAUUGUGAUCAAAUUAAUUCAGAAUUCUGCAGUAAAAACUAUGAUUUGUGGUGUAGCUAUAUUAUUCACAUGUAUGAUAAGCUGCCUUACUCCUUCAUCCUUUUUAUCACAGAUAGUUAUCUGAGUGUGUAGCAUUUUGCAGUCACAUACAUGUGAUUGUGUUGAACUUAAUUCCUGUUUCAUUGUUUGAUUGUCUAUUUGUGCAUGUUAUUUUGUUCUGUUGUGUUUUAUUUUUAAAUUGAUUUUUUUUUCUUGGAAGGGAGAAGACAUGCCUAUUCCAAUCUUGGUUAUACAGUUUUGGGCCAAGUCAUUGAGAGAGUGACUGAUCAAGGAUAUGAAGAAUUUAUGGCGACUCUUUUGGAGGCCGUGGAAAUAAAGCAAAUGAAAAUUGGUAGAACUCGCAAGAAUGAACUCAGUGAUGAGGAGGUAGAUUUAUCUUAUUCCUCCCAUUUUCAUAAAAUUAUUCCCGACCUUCCCCACAUCCACCCCCCACAGUUAGAAUUUUGCGUGGUUUAGUCCCGGCUGGGUCAUUGAUUUGCUCUCUUACACCGGACACUGUGCUCCCGCGGUGCUUCCAUUCAGGACUGCAAAUUAGCUAGCGGCCUUUAAGACUAGAGGAACACUGAGGUCCCCCCUGUUGGAAGUCCGUGAAGAACGAGGGUUAACGAAAUUAGGGCUGUCAUUGAGCUUAAAAGUAGACGGCAAAUAAAAAAAUUGGUGUGCUUAGUCAUCAUUAACGCUUUUUUAUUUCCUCAGAUACACGCAAAACUAGGAACUAUUCAGUCACAAAAGUGUCAGGCGUGUCCUUUGAGCGUGGGAUUGAUUCUCACAUAUAAGCCUCUUGAUGGUAAAUUGUACUUUCAAUUCCGCUCAAAACAAAGAAAUGACUGCCGCACAAAUUUCAUCAUUGAUGUUUCAGUAAUUUGUAGAUUUUUUCUUCGGUGAAGGAUGAGGUGAAAAUCACCGUCAGACUAGCUCGGGGUUUUGGCCGGCUACCGGCUCCCAUUGACAGCCCUGCAUGAUAGUUUGGCACUGUUGUGAUUCACUGAAAUGGGUCUCUACUCAGUAGUUUUACCUUAAUGGGUGGGUAGCUUUUAUUGGACGGAUUGGGAAAAUUUAGAUUCACCAGGUUGCUGGAUAUUGACUUAAUCCUUUCUCCACCUGUUUUCCCAGGUGGAAUAUUUUCACAAUCGUCACCCCAGGAUGGUGAGGUCGAUUUUUCCUGACGGCUGUAAAGUACCGCCACAGUACGGAAGGUGGACCAUGGAAGAAGCGGACGCCCACGGGGGUUGGAUCGCCACUGCUUCUGAGCUGUUAAAGUUUCUCCUCUCCUUAGAACCGGGUGUUAAUGGGAAAAGAAUCAUCUCACACGAAACUUUCCAAAAAAUGCUCGAUAAGCCGUCAUUUGAGAAGGAUACAGAGGAAUGGUACGGAUUUGGUCUCGACAUCCGGGACAAUGGAAGCACUUGGGGUCACAGUGGACAGAUGGAGGGUACCUCAGGUGUUUUGACACGACACUGCGAGGGGUACGCUUGGGCACUGUUGUUCAAUUCUUGGGCUAAAGAUCUCGAUCUUGAUGGACUGGUAAAGUACGCUUUGAGUAGCACUUUAUGUGUAUCAAUGCAGCCAAGUUUAAGCGGUGUAUUUCCAAGCAGUAUCACAACGGAAGAUAAACGACAACUGAUUAAAAUAAUGGUGCCAAAACACGAUUUCUGGCCAUUGUACGAAGAUGUAAAGAGUCGAGGAUUUGAUUUAACAUGGCUAAACGCCUAUAGAUUUGCGAAUGCUUUAUACUUCAAUAUGAUUUUUUUCCAGAACGUUUAUUUAAAUUCAGCCAUAUCUAUUUAUAUUGGACUUACAAAGGAUGCUUGCCGAGAAAGACUGAACAAGCUUGUUGGUCUACGGCCCGUCCAUAUCGAAACUUACGUUGAUAACAACGACCUACUUUACGCUCUGCUGUUAACUUCGAAUGAUGGUAAUGGAGUGUCGUGGACGUUAGAUUUGGAUCUCACCGUGGCUCAGCAUCGAAAAAAUAUGCCUGUGAUGUUUAAAAGUGGUUUUAACCUCACUGUACAGUGCUUGACCGAAUACAAAGGCCGGUUGCAUGUCUCAGUUCUAUACGAAAAGGUCUUGAAUGGCGAAUGCAUUGCAGAAUUUGACUUGAAACCAGAUUAUUACCAGUUUGAAUUUCACAAACAAGCAAAGGAGGGAUUGAUGUUAUCUUACGCUAAGGCCUAUAACGUGAAAGGUCAACCUCGAUUUAGUGUGAUUUGGACCAAUGAGAAGGCAGAAAUCAGUGGAACCCGACAUAACGUGUCCAAAUAUGGGUUUUUGUUUGAACUGAGAGAAGCGGCGAAAAAGAACUUUUAUGCUAAGUGUGUAAGCUGUUAUAACAAUGAAGAUGUUCUAAACUUUUUAGCUUCUUGGAACAAAUAA
Pocillopora meandrina is the source of this 5137-nucleotide messenger RNA. The record is from the annotation of a GenBank genome assembly. Lineage: Eukaryota; Metazoa; Cnidaria; Anthozoa; Scleractinia; Pocilloporidae.